Messenger RNA from Olea europaea var. sylvestris, 763 nucleotides. Its product is annotated as protein SPEAR3-like. The coding region runs from base 19 to 516 and encodes 165 amino acids. The record is from RefSeq and is a predicted model, not a curated record. Gene Ontology annotation, molecular function: DNA-binding transcription factor activity. NCBI's taxonomy places the organism in Eukaryota, Viridiplantae, Streptophyta, Magnoliopsida, Lamiales, Oleaceae. The transcript has 5 exons.
AGAUAGAAAAUUAAACAGAUGGCCAGCAGCAAUUCUGAUGACCAAAACCUAGGAAACGAAACCCUAGAAUCAUCAUCAUCAUCAUCAUUCAGGAGAGGCAAGAAGAGAAAUUCAGACAAGAGCAAGAAACCCCUAAGAGGCCUUGGUGUGGCUCAACUAGAGAAGAUCAGACUACAUGAAAUGAGCUCUACUUACCAUCAUAAUCCUUAUUUCGAGAAUUUCAGCCAGGAGGAUAUGGGACUUCAAGCAACCUACUCAUCAUCGAGUUUUUCAUACUCGUCAUUGUCGUCGCCUUCUUAUGGUUUUCGAACUCCCCAUGGCAUCAUGAUUUUGGCCACGUUUCAGAUAGGUUGCCCAGACUUGGCAGAGGAAAACAUCAAAUAUGAAGAGUCCCAACAAAUAAAUGCUACAAGACAGAUGGGAUUCGAUCCAAGCGGUCUCAGGAACCCAACAGUUUGUGCAGCCAAGCAUGAGAAGACACUUCUUGAACCUACAAAUACAGGAUUCACUCCUUGAGAAGAACAAGAAAGGUCCGAAUGAUUCAGUGGGCUCUAAUCAUGAGAACUUCGAAUCUAGUUCUACUCAAGAAUUAGAUUUGGAACUCAGACUUUCACUUUAGGAUACUACUGUCUGCAACAUAGCUUAAGAAUUGGAUUUGUUUGAUAGAUAUACUGACAUUGUGAUGAAACAUUGGCAUUCUGAUGCUCAAAAAAUCUGAACUUUGCUAUGAUUUCAUUUUAUUUCAUACUUUUUUAUGGUUUUA